Molecule: messenger RNA, 4027 nt
Organism: Alligator mississippiensis (American alligator)
Lineage: Eukaryota; Metazoa; Chordata; Crocodylia; Alligatoridae
Gene: DCST2
Product: DC-STAMP domain containing 2
Exons: 13
Coding region: 1037-3775 (912 amino acids)
Cellular component (GO): membrane
Source: RefSeq, a predicted model, not a curated record
GAUGCCCCAACCCAGGGCACUGAUGCCUGUGGUGGGAGAAGAUCAGAGCUGGGGGUGUCCCUCUCUGUCCCCUCUCAGGGCCCAUUGGAGGCCCCAGCACAGAAGCCAAGAGCACUGAACCCCACGUCCCACCCCACAGGGUAUCAGUGCGCCAGGGACCCCCAUGCCUGGGGCAGCCCCCACUAUAGCACUCACCUGCCAGUCCAUACAUCAGCUGGACCUUGUGGCUCUCCUUAAUGCUCAUGGGUACGAUGAGGACCUGGGAGAGGCCUGGGCCAAGAGCCGGGAGCUGGGAUCCCCACUCUAUCCUGGGUGACAGCCCCCACCUCCCUCCAGCACAUGGCUGUCCUGCCCUGUGCCCAUCCCCAUGGCAUCAGGGCAGUGUCCCCCAAGAGCUGAGCGAUGACCACCACCUAUCCCAGCCUUGCCUCCCCAACCCAUACCCACAGGCCUUUAGCCCCACACUGCCCUCAUGCCCUAGGCAGACUGACCUAGGGCGAGGCAGCCCCCAAUGCUGGCGCCCAGCAGGAACUUGCUGGGGCGGAACUGGUCCGGGUGGCUCCAGAGGAAGCAGGCACAGCAGGCGGGCAGCAAGCGGCACACGGCAUGCUUCAAGGCUGUGUGCAUGGGGGGUCAGUGCCAGGGCCCCCACUCCAGAGCUGAGGUGGGGAGUUGGGGGAGGGUACUGACUUGUAUUGGGUGGUUUCCGCCUUGGCCUUCCCGGUGCGGCUGGCGAUGCCAUGGUGCUACGUGGCCAGUGAUGCCGUCUCCCGGCAACAGGCCAUGAUGCCACAUGCGUGGAACCUGCCCCAUUGUGAUGUGGUGCAGGAGCAGCCCCACACCCAGCACCAGCUGUGCCCACUACCUGCCCCAGCCCAACAGGUGCCAACGCUGAGCUGGUAGGAGCCAGUGGGAUGGUGCCAGCCUGGGGCCGGGGGAGCCAAGGCAGGGAGGCCUCUGGGGCAGCUGCUGUGGGGCUUGGUCCCAGCUGCCUCUCAUCUCUCCCAGCCCAGGCCUUGCUGCAGAGCAGAAACCGAUGCCACGACGCUGCCACAUGGGUCUGGUCUCCCGCCUCCUCAGGGCCCUGGUGCCCAGGGGUCGGGGAGCAGGCAGGCACCAGUGGCCCAGGGACCCGGUGGAGGAGAGCCUGGUGCGCAGCGUAGUGCGCAGCAUGGGUGGCUUCCUCUUGGGCAUGGCCCUGGCCAGCCUGUAUGGGGCCAUGGUGCUGCUGGCGCAGAGCUACAGCAUCUGGUACUGCCUGGCCUCUACCGUCAGCCUGGGCAUGGGACUGGGGCUGGGCAUGGCCUUCUCUAGCAAGGUGCGGCUUACUGUGCUGCUGGGCCUGCCCCAUGUCUUCUCCAGUAAGCGCCACAAGGCCCUGUGCCCACCCCCAACCACACACGGGGUUGGCCUCAUGCUGCAGAACUGCCCUGGCAGGCACAUGGGCCAGCCCCUACCCCAGCCUGCAGUGAGUCCUGCACGGCCCUGGCACUGCACCCUGCACCCCCUGCUCCCAUCUAGAGGACCCUGGGCUUGGCACAGGCCCGGGCCCACCCCUGCCUUUCACUCACCUGGUACCUCCCACCCAUGCCCUGCAGAGGAGGCGAAGGGGCUGCUGCUGGUGCUGGCGAUGGGCAUGGCCAUGCAGGGUCCCUGUGCCAACAUUGUGCGUAACUUCACCCGUGCCAGCGAGGCUGUGUCAUGCGGCGCCGAGCUCGCUCUCAACCAAACAGCCGAGAUGCUACAGCGGGCACGGGAGCCACUGCUCAGUGCGCUGAACAAGAUCAAGGCCAUCGCCCAGAAGGCCAAGGUAGUGGGAGACCGCGUGCGCAAGUUCUUCCACUCUGUCAUGGACUCAGUGCGGCAUGUUGCCCGGGUCCUGCGCAACGUGUGGCGCUGGCUGCUGGGCAUAGGUGAGCUCUGCAACCAGGAGCUGGGCACACCAUACCGCCGCUGCCUGCGGGUCUUCGAUGAUGCCAAGGACCGGUGCGAGCGUGCCAUCCCCGCCCUCUAUUUCCUCUGCUACAUCGUCCUCGUCUUCAAGCCCCUUUGUGGCGUGGCCAACUUGCUGCUCGUCUUUUGUAUCAUCCCCUGGUACAUCCAGCCCUUCCUGCGCAAGAGAGUUGCUGCCCCUGUGCUGAAGGUGCUGAACCGGGUGCGUCAGGAGUUCGAGUUCAACAUCUCAGCCGUGCACCAGUUUGACGUGAGCCUCAACGCCACGCGCAGCCUAGCCGAGGUGGCGCGGGACCUCAUGGAGGCUGUGAGCCAGCGGCUGCAGCCGGCCCGUGAGCUGCUCGGCUUCUUUGCCCAUGCCUCCGUUUGUGUCGGCCUCUACCUCUACCUGCAGGCCCUGUGGUACCGGCGCCAGUACCUGCGCAACGACACCUUCGACAACAUCUACAUCACACAGCGCUUUGUGGCCAUGGACAUGCUGCGGGCACGGCAGGGCCGCCCCACCGUCCUGCCCCUGACAGCAUGGGAAAGCACCAAAUACAUCCGUCCUGGUGAGGUCGGGGUCAGUGGUGAGCGCAGGGGGCACUGGCCAUGUCUGUCUCCCACCCUCACUGUGGCCCUCCCUGGAACAGGCUCUCUGAUCCUGUCUCGCCGGGAGCGACGUGGGUACGGGCUGGCGCUAGUCCGCGUCCUGCGCCAUGUGCUCCUGGGCCUCAGCCUUAUCCUGCUAGACUAUGGCGUGUUCUGGCUGCUUGACCUGGUGCAGCACCAGCUGCAGGGCGAGGUGGUCGCCAGGGCACCGGUGCUGGCCAGCAUUGAGGUGAAGGGCUCAGGUUAUGCCAGUGAGAUCUACCGCAACCUGGUCUCAGCCUUCGAUGUCCUGCAGCGUGGUAACAUCAGCGUGCUGAGCCGCCGGUGCCGCCUGCGCCCCGCCGAGCCCAACUACCAGGCCUACCGCUUCAUCGGGCUUCUGUAUGGCGUGUGCUGCUUCACUGCUGUCUUCGGCAGCUACGUCGGACGUGUGCGCAGGGCCCUGUGUGCCUGGUACUACCCCUUCCGUGAACAGGAACGAACCUGCUUCCUCUACAACAACAUCCUGACACGGCGUGAGGGGCUGGCGCGGGCCCUGUGCCGGGCAGUCCAGCAGCGCGCAGCUGAUGGGGGCCACAUGCACCCACUCCUCAUCCUCGCCUCCAGACUGCGGCCGUGCGCCUGGCUGGUGCAGAUGCUUGGCAUCCACCAGCAGUACUGCCUAGGCUGUGGGCGCGUCACCCAGCCCGACCUCAUUGCCUGCAUGACGCCCAGUUGCAGAGGAGUCUACUGCCAAGAGUGCCACCAGGCGCUGAACAACAUCUGCUCCAUCUGCAUGGCGCCCCUCUGCUACCAGGGUGAUGGCAAUGAGGAGAUUGACUCCAGCGAUGAGGAAGCCGUGAGGCUGUGGCUGGGGGCUGCGAGGACACUACGUGGGCAGCAGCAGGAGCAGAGACACCGGCUGCGGCAGCUGCUGCGACGCCGGAUCCGGUGCUGGGUGCAGGGCCGCAGGGCUGGCCGGCGACUGCCCCGGGAGCUGGCCCAGUGGGCGCAGGUGCAGCUGGAGGAGGACAGGAGCGGGGGCAGCGAGGAUGGAUCCUCCAGCCCCAGGGCCGUGAACGAGGGCAGCUCUGGUUCCACUUCUGACUCCAGCCUGGACUUCAGCUACCAGGACCAGUCCGAGGGCAGUGAUGGGAGCGCGGGGUCUGUGCCCAGCCCAGGCACCCCCAAGCACGGUGUGCCGGAGAUGCCAGCCACGUUGAAGGAGGCCGCACCAGGACCUGACCCCUGAGGGAUCCCUGGGCCCAGCUCAGCACCACAGUCAAGGGCCAAAGACCAAACACCCAGACUCCAGGCACCAGCCUGAGCACCAGCCCCAUGGUCCGCAGAUGAAGUGGGGCCCGGAUGAGGCAAUAAAACAGCCCUGGGGCCUGGCAGUGCUACACAGUGAACCUGUGUCCCAUGAGGGGUUGCACAAGGGUCCAAUGCUUCCAUGUCCCACUGCUCCCUGCAUCCUCCACGGGCUGCUGAUUCCCUCAGGGUA